This is a messenger RNA of Sycon ciliatum, 2544 nucleotides long. Its product is annotated as solute carrier family 49 member A3-like. Gene Ontology annotation, biological process: transmembrane transport. The record is from RefSeq and is a predicted model, not a curated record. Gene Ontology annotation, molecular function: transmembrane transporter activity. The coding region runs from base 162 to 1583 and encodes 473 amino acids. NCBI's taxonomy places the organism in Eukaryota, Metazoa, Porifera, Calcarea, Leucosolenida, Sycettidae. The transcript has 9 exons. Gene Ontology annotation, cellular component: membrane.
GCUUUUACUUACCACAAAUAGCAGCUUCCCAACUCAAAACGCCGUUCCACCGGCACCCUUUCCCGAUUUCAGUAGUAAAGGCCAGGAGGGUUUCAUCCAACCAUUACUGUUGUGUCAAGAACACAAUUACUACUUCCCCCCUUUUACCUGUAGAGGUGUUUAUGGACCCUGUGAAAAUGAAACGAACCGUUCAAGUGGAGGCGUCUGAUGCCCAUGAGGAGUACAGAGUUUAUCCUAGGCGGUGGCUGAUUCUUCUGUCUGUCAGCCUACUCAAUUUUUCCAAUGCCGUUAACUGGGUGAAUUUUGCCCCCAUCGCCAAUCUAACAUCGGGUUUCUUCAGCACCUCUCUCAGCAAUGUUAACAUGCUUGCAAUCGUGUACAUGAUCGUUUCAAUUCCAGUCGGUUUUGUUGUGUGCUGGCUACUGGACUCCAUUGGUUUAGUUGGUGGGCUGUGGACGGGUGCUGCUUUGAACGCACUCGGGUCUGUGCUGCGUCUGAUCGCCGCCAUGCACGGUGAAAAGUUCUGGCUGCUAAUGCUGGGCCAGAGCCUGUGUGGCAUAGCGCAGCCGUUCGGUCUGUUCCCGCCGACCAAGGUUGCCGCCGUCUGGUUUGCGAAUGAUCAGCGCGCCCUGGCCAACAUGCUGGCAAGCAUGGCCAACCCAGUGGGCAUUGCCGUCGGUAUGCUCAUUCCACCGUUCAUUGUGCACUCGCAGAAUGUGGAAAGUGGAAUGAUCAAACUGCUUUGGAUUUGCGUCAUCCCUGCCGGACUUAACGUACUCUGCACUCUGUCAGUCACGCGCAACACCCCACCAACGCCUCCAUCGAUGUCAGCCGAAGAGGAGUCAGAGCCAUUUUGGCGCGGUCUGAAAAAGUUGGUUCGCAACGGGCAGUAUCGGUUCUUGCUGUUCGCUUGGGGCAUCGGGCUUGGAGUUUUCAACGUUCUUGUCACGCUACUGCAGCAGUUUUUGUGUCCUUGGGGUUACGAAGAUCGUGUUGCCGGUGUUGCUGGCGGUGUAAUGUGCUUGACUGGCCUGCUCGGCUCUGGCGUCACCAGUGUCUACGUGGACAAGACGAAGAAGUUUGUCCUUGCACUGAAGGUGUGCUAUGUCGGUGCCGCGGUCGGCCUCACUUGGUUCGCCAUGGUAUCCAGCCUCCGUGAUCAGACCGCCCUCAUAUAUGCAUCACUUGCAUUCUUUGGCUUCUUUGGCUAUGGUCUCUUGCCCGUUGCUCUUGAACUGAGCGUGGAGUGCACAUAUCCAGUUGCGGAGGCUACUUCUGCUGGUGUUAUGUGGCUUGCUGGCCAAGUCACCGGAAUACUGCUGGUGAUCAUUGCUCAGCUGCCAAUAUUACAGUCUCCACUAACCAGUGAGGAUGCAAAGUACUCCAAGUGUGCAAUAGCUGGCAACUCCACGGCCUCCACUUCAGAUGCUGCUGGAGUUGACAUGACCAAUGCAGCUUUGAUGGUGGCUACAGUGGCAGUGGUAACCGUGGUGUUUUUUGUACCAUGCUUCCGCUCUCCGUAUCGACGAGUUGCCGCGGAGAGUGGUGUUAGCCUGGAUGAGCCACUGGAGGCUCAUUUCUGAGACCGCUAAAUGUGACGAUUUAUCAGCUACGGUUAUUAUGGCACAGCCUGGCCAGGUAUGUGACUGUCCUCACCUUCCUCUGUUUUUCUACCUAUUCUUUCUCUUUCUAUCGGACUUGAGAUGGCGUUCACUGACCAUAGCCGUCAUCCUUCUGUCGUUUUAGUGUAUGCCUCGCCAUGGACAAUGUACUUGAUAUGUGCAGCUCACAAGAAGCGAAAUGCCUCGUGGGUCAAAUCAACUUGGAACUUGCAACAGUUGCAUUAGUAUUCUCGGUGGUUCUAGGCACCGAUUCAGUACCCAUCGAUACGCUGUUCUUGCGUGGAGUGGUUUCCCGCUAUGCUUUGCUGGACGACAUGUCAAGAGAGUGAUGAAGGCCUGAGGAGAUACUACCACUUAUUUUUUUUCUCAUACUCUCCAGCUGCAAUUUACGAGUUAGGGACUGGUGUGCUCCAAUUUUUAGACACUUUCAUUCUAAUUUUCUCUCCCGAGACGGUACUUGUACUUAAGUAUCAUCCUAACUAUAUUCCGGUUUGUAGCUUGAGGAGUUCAAGCACUUUGUCGGAUUGUAUUAAAUCACCUCGUCAGUCGUUGAAUUUACUUGAAGUAUUCUUUAUGAGUAUUAUUUCGAAUUGUCGAUGGUUGCUGGAUGCACCUAGAACUUGUGAUGCAGCACUAAUUAUUUAUUGUUAUCUCCGCUGCUUUUGAAUUUGAACCCUUCAAAGUAAUGAACCUUUUCUACUAUUUUUUCUAGGAUUAUAGCUUUUGCUGUUUUCAUGUAAGAGUGUGCCCCCCGGCAUAGCAUCUACAUGAUUUUACCUCCACAUUACAUGUACUACUCUUUCUGUUUCCCUCAUUCCAUUUACUUGAGUUUUUGCUGAAGUACUUUAUUUGUUGAAUCCGAGCCAUUCAGAAUCAGUUUACCCUGUACCUGCUAUCACUAUAGAUUCCCAGUUGAACUUUA